Molecule: messenger RNA, 2943 nt
Organism: Malus domestica (apple)
Lineage: Eukaryota; Viridiplantae; Streptophyta; Magnoliopsida; Rosales; Rosaceae
Product: chloroplast sensor kinase, chloroplastic
Source: RefSeq, a predicted model, not a curated record
AUGAGUCGUCCGCAGGAAGAAAAGCCUUGUUGUCCGCUCUGCGCGGAGGAGAUGGAUUUGACAGAUAAGCAAUUGCACCCGUGCGAGUGCGGUUACGAGAUAUGCCUUUGGUGUUGGCACCAAAUAGUGGACAUGGCCGAGAAGGACGAGAGGGAAGGGCGAUGCCCUGCGUGCCGUGCACCUUACGACAAGGAGAAUAUCGUAGGGUCGACGGGCCCAAGGUUUGAGAGACUGGCGGCUGAACUGAAAAAGAUGAAGAUUGAACUGAAUAAGAUGAAGAUUGACACGGAAGCGCGUCGCCGGAAGCAGCAGCUCAGUGGCGUGCGAGUGGUUCAACGGAACCUUGUUCACAUAGUAGGGUUGCCGCUUGAUCUGGCGGACGAACACCUUUUGCGGCGGAGAAAAUAUUUCGGGCAGUAUGGGAAGGUUGUGAAAGUUUUCAUCCGGCGAUUUACGGACAAUACGAGUAGUAAUGUAUAUAUUACUUACUCGAAAGAGGUGGAAGCGAUUCGUUGUAUUCAAAGAGUCGAUGGCCGGACGUUCCUCUGGUCGGAUGGUAGAGCUUUGAGGGCAUGCUUUGGUAACGAGAAGCCUGCAACAGAAAAUCAGUUAGCAUUUCAUCGGCAGAUUGACUUUUACCUCCGUUCGCUCACUCUGACUCGCUCGACUCAACUCACCACCACAACCUUCCCCCCCCCCCUCCGCCUCCAAAUGCUUCUUCUCUCUGCAACCACCCACCAGCACCCGUCAAUUUCCACUUCUACCCUCCUCUUUCCCUCUAUUUCCCACAAACUCCCCGCCUCCCUCAAACCCAACGCCACCUCCACUCCCCGACCCCAUGACCUCCUCACCAUCAACGCCUUCUCCCCCUCCUCCCUCCAAAACCCCAACCCUAGCUCCCCCCAGACCAUCCGCCACGUCACUCACUCCGCCUCCGAUGGCGACCCCGAUUCCAAUUCCAUGGUCUCCUCCGCCUCCGCCGUCGCCUCCGCCAUCCGCAGAGCCUCCACUUCGCCCGUCGACUUCAUGCAGAGGAUCGAGAAGGACCAGAAGGGCGGCAUCGUGCUCCCCAGCCCCGACUUUCAAAGACUCUGCAUUCAGCAGUUGGACCUCUUUCGCCGAACCGUCGACCCCGGUGCUCUCCUCUCGGUGUAUGUACGACCAGCUGGUAGUUAUGUGAUGGACCGAUUAGAGCUGCGUAGGGUAAUUUGCCAUCCGGGAGUGAAGGCAUCAGACAUUGUGAUAUUAGUCGGAAGUUUUAGUGUUGCUGCUGGUUUUCGCGCCGCAGAGGCCGUGCUCUCCAAUCACAAAGUGGAAGUUGUAGCUGAGUGUAAAGCUGUGGUUUUUCCGAUGGUGAAGCACCCCUUUGUGGUAGGCUUCUUGGUUGCUGAACUUCCCGGGAUGGAAAUGCCUCCGCCACCCGGGAGUGUUCAGGGUGAGGGUCGUGAUUUGGUUUGCCGCCCGACUCCCGAGGAAGCCUAUGCUUUGCCUCCAAGCUCCAAUGUCAAAUCUUGGGGUACUCCUCGCAGUCUGGAUGAUCAUGCCGAACCAUCAUUAAGAGUUUACAAGUUUAGUGCUGAGCAGAUAUCAAAUGCAAUCAACAUUUCUCGGUCUAUAGCUUUGGCGUAUGUUAUGGAUCAGAAGGCAAUGCUACUCCAGCAGUCAUCAUGGCAGAAUAAUGUAAGGAUGGGUAGUCUGGUUGAACAAAUACGUGGUCCUCUUUCUAGCCUUCGAACCUUAAGUAAAAUGUUAUCCAUGCAUAUGAAGAGGAGUGAGAUUUCUUAUGACAUUGUUGAAAAUAUACGGGUGCAAGGCGAUCAUAUGAAAGAUACCCUUCAGCAACUCCAGGAUGCUGUUUACUUGACCAAGGCUAAUAUCAUGCGCUCUGGUGAACAUGAUUCAACAUAUUCCUAUCCUGACUCAGCGAGGUCUCGGUUAAUGAAUAACCUUCCAAGGGAUAGUUCCAGCAUUAAGAUGCAAGUUCCAAGCGAACAACAUUCUCUAAAUGCCACAGCCAAAGAUACGGAGAUGCCCAUGCCACCCCUAGCCCUUGCUCCUUUACAGCAAAAUGGGAUUAGACCAUGCAAUGUUUCUGAUAUACUCGUAGAUUUGGUUGAAGCUGUACGACCUCUUGCUAAAAACCAGGAGCGUGUGGUAGAACUGAAUGAACUUGGAAACUCUUUGCAAGUUGCUGUAGAAGAACCUGCUUUGCGACAGGCUCUGAGCAAUUUAAUCGAGAGUGCAUUACUGCGUACGCACAGUGGGGGAAAGGUAGAAAUUGUGUCUACUGGAGCACCAGCAGGUGGUGCUCUUGUGGUAAUUGAUGACGAUGGGCCUGAUAUGCACUAUAUGACACAAAUGCAUUCUCUCACUCCUUUUGGAGCCGAUCUCUUCUCAGAAAAUAUGGUUGAAGACAACAUGACCUGGAACUUUGUGGCCGGACUGACAGUUGCUCGUGAGAUCCUCGAAAGUUAUGGCUGUGUUGUCCGUGUCAUAUCACCCCGAAUCACAGAUGCUGAACUUGGAGCAGGUGGAACUCGAGUAGAACUGUGGCUGCCUUCUCUCAUGGAAAUGUCCGAUAUUGAUGACCCUGCUCAGGAGGCGUAGCAAGAAUUGAAGCUUUCAUCGGUAAGAUUGUUCAAAGAUCAGAGAAUUAAUCCUGCCUCUAUCUGAUGAUUUGCGAGAAAGAGGUGGUAGAAUUCGGAAAUUGUUUCCUUGAUGAUGCGUCUAAACCUAAGACUUGCAAUUUGGUGGAAGUUCUGUAUAGUUUCCCCCGUUCCACACCAUGCAUACUCUUGUACAUAAAAUAAGGCGCUAUCGGAAGCCGCAUGCGUAUAUGCACCAAGUGUGGUUUCCUGUUUGAAGAUUCAUCAGUCGUAUGUAAAAGUUGUCCGUAAAGCUUACAAACUUAUAAGAGUAUAAAACACCUUGCAAACUUGAUUU